Marchantia polymorpha subsp. ruderalis is the source of this 3667-nucleotide messenger RNA. NCBI's taxonomy places the organism in Eukaryota, Viridiplantae, Streptophyta, Marchantiopsida, Marchantiales, Marchantiaceae. The record is from the annotation of a GenBank genome assembly.
GCCGCGAAUGUUUCAAUCACGCAAGCAGCGGGGUUAUCCGAACUUUCAAACCUGAGCUGUGGCGAGCUGGAGAAGCCAUGCCAGAGAUUUGCUUCGGAUUUGAGUUCUCGUCAUAAAAUCUGACGGUGAAAGAUGUCUUCAAUGAAAGUCCACCUGCAUCUCAGGAAUGCCUUCAAUCUCUGAAGCUGAACUUGCGGGACAUAUUUACCACAUCGCAGUCCAUGCAGAGGUCGAACGGAGGACUGUCCUCGUUUAAUCGACAACAAAAGCAUUUUUCUCAUCUCCAGAACUUUGCCAUAAAUGAUUCCAGGGAAUAGGUUCAGAUAUGCUCGAGAGUGGCUCGGAGGGAGAGAGGGCAUUCUCGGACACGAGAAGAAGUGCACUGCUUCGAUACAGCGAAGAGAGCAGCCAGUCCGAACAACGUGGACGAGGCUUUCUAAAUUUGUUCCCGACUGGUAACCGCGUUGACGUGGGAUCAUGUGGUCUGUGAGGAGGGGGGGAAAAUAGAAGCACGAGAGGAAGCCAUGUGAGCUGCUCGGGUGGCAGCGCCAGCCCAAACGUGAGACCCGAUGAGCAACAAGUUAAUCAGAUCUUAUUCGCAAACAGGUCGGACUCCGUUCCGGGAUUCAUUCAUUCACUUACUCACUCUGGACCAGGUUGUGGAUCGACAGCGAGUCGGAAGGCGACAAUCCAGCUUGGUUUCCGUUGUUUGCCUGAGAUCGACAUCAAGUUGAUGGUUUGACAAAAAGCCGUAAAUUCAACCGCGUUCGAUUCUGACACCCAUGUGCGUUCGAGCUGUCGGCUGUCACCGGACAGGCAGCGCUCGCGCCUACCCUCGCCGAGAGGGGAAGAUUGGAACGUGUUCCAAACUAUAUGAAAACUUCAGGCGCCAUUACACAGCUUCUCAGCUGCUCACAGUCGUCUCGUCUCCUCUUUCCACUUCGGCUUCGUGGGCACAGUCUGGUGUAUUCAUGAGAGAUAAGCUGCUGUCACAAGACGAGAAAUCGAUGCGUUUCUGCUGAUGAAACAGUAAAAACUUGCGAAUUUAGUGCAGGAGACAUGCUUCAGUUAGUGCCAUGUUUGGGGCCGGUCCUCUCCUGGUUCUGGUACUGCUGGUGGUUACAGACAGGGAGCGGUGGAUACUCGACUCCCGUCGACGACCAGUACAGCACGAGCGACAGGCGCGAGAAACAUGCUCUUCUAUUAUUUCUUCUGAGUCAACGGGAUUCGUGUCCGGAAGAAAGAGAUACCCCAUGAAAGCACUUUUGCAGAAACCGAUCACAUCACAGGUCACGAGGCUUUCGUCGUUGUAUUGGAUAGCGUCGUUGGUAGUUCUAGCCCUGCCACACUCAGCGAUCGCCACCAUCACCGUCGUAUCGAUCGAGUCUUCAUUCUAUCUGAAUGGAACCUGCUGAGCUCAGGAGACUCACAGACUGGAAGAUUUGGCGGAGCUCUGGAACUCGUUCUCCAUCGUCAGAAUCUAUGAAUUUAAUAGCACAGAAGCAAGAGCUGUGUAUACGGAGAAUCCUCGUUCAUCAGCCAUGCCUGGGAGAUGUUUCGGACUAGCUUCAGGAUCGAAGGGUGCGGGUCCAGAAGGGCCAGGGGAAGGGAUGGCAUUCGUGAAUCCGAAGGUACUGUGUCGACAGGUCGCUGACGGUCCCCGCGUUUGUAUGGUGUCGAUGGCCGAGAGUAGACGGGACUCGGUCAAAUUUUACACGAGAAAGAGAGGGGAAGAAUUUCAGAAGAGGGAAUAGGCUCACGUAGGGGAACGUUAUCUCUAAAGUCUUGCGAAUUGCCGAAGGCGUGAUUAUCUCAAUGGCCAUCGAUCGAAGCUUCUCUGCUCUGAAAUCGAUGAGGACGAGAGAGAUGCAGGUCAGAACGGGCUGGAAUCCAUCGAAGCUGCCGGAAGCUUUUCUGAGCGAUUCUGCAGAUCCUUCUUCAGUCUUCGGCUUGAAUUCUGGCCUUCUGUAAGCGGAGUUGUAAGGAAUCAGUGGGAUUUGCAGCUUCACUGUUUCCAUCUCGUUGCGAAGAGGAGUUUUGAGAAUUCCUCCUCGGCACUGAACCAGCCUUUCUUCUCAAAGUUCCUCCUUGACACUUCGUCUCCCUUAUUGUGAGAAAGCAAAUAUUGGGCGAGGUAUGGUCUUGGAUGAGUGUAUAGGGAGUAUUGCCGGUUCAGGGCCACACAUCGCUCUUCAGAAAGUGGCAGUGAAUUCUAAGAAGACCCUGGGGUAUACUUUGCUCUAAAACUCGAUUAUUGGCGAAUUGCUACACCGGAGAAUUGUCAAGCCUCAUUGGCGAGUGAGGCGACGGUGGCCAGCUGCUGUUCGUAUAUGAGCUGAAGCCAAACUGAUUGUCUUUACAAGGCUCUGUUCGACUGAGCCUUACACACAAGAACGCGGUCAUCGUGUGAGUACAAACUCAGAGUUACUCGGAUUCUUUUGUUGGAUACCUUCAAGAUGAGCUUUGAUAGCAGGUAGCAUAAAGUCAAGCGACAAGAUCACAAUGUGAGGGGUUCAAACCCGUGUUCGGGAAUUCUUUGCCGAGCUAGACGGGAAGAUUUCCCAAGGACCCAAUCAUCAUGCUCACAGGAACCAAGACACUAGCAUCAGAGCUGGCUGAAAAUCUCUUCUAAAAUCUCUCACAGCUGUGGCUCCGGCAAGUGGUUCGUGUGAGGAAAUCACACAACCAUGGUCUUUCUGGUACGUGAUUUGCUAGUGGAUUGGGUGGUGGGUUGGCUCCGUAAGUAAUGGCUGCAACCACAUUGCACGGAGAGUAGGGUAACGAGUUGGAGCUAGGCGUUAUCGUGGUCGUUCUUCUGUGCUCACAGCUGAACCCUGAUGAUCUCACUAAAACGCAAUUCAAAGGCAGCUCUUGAUGACGAAGCAUAGAAAACAACCGGUCCUACUUCGGGCAACUACUUUCAGCAAGCUUAUACUCAUUAUUGAUUCUUUAUCAUUCAAUAUUUUGUCUCAGAAUGUCCUGGAAGUGUACCAGUCACACUUAAACCCCGAACAGCUGCACUCAUUUUCCAUGUCCAUGGUAACUUUCUCAUCGGGAUUCGAAUUUCUUUGUGUUCGACUAGAUCAGCUACACACCAAUAUUCGAGAGGAUAUAUCAGAUUUUAGUUGGUGGCAUAAGCAUCUUGUCAGCUGAAGAGGAGAUCUAAAAUGUUUAUCAUACUGCACAUAUGCUGUGCAGUAUGAGUUGUUUGUUGGCGAGGUCAUGGAUUGGACUUUUCGCUCUGCUUUACUAGACCAUUUUAUCUGAUACAGUUCGAAGAUCAGUGGACUAUGGAAGUAGAAAGGCCAAAUAAUCACCUACAAUGGAUAUCAUACAUGCGUUAUAUUCUAUUAUGAAAGGAUGCAACACGAUGUUGGAAUGCAAUGAAAGUCAUAGAGUUGUACUGAAUACAAGGACAUUCCAGCAUCAGCAGUAAGCAUGCUCAUGGAUUGAACUUCAAGGCUAUUUAGUGGUUUCACUAAAUGCUAGGUUCUAAUUUCAACGAGAUAGGUGAAUAAUACAACGCUUGAGCACAUCAUACUUAGAAAAGGCUCUUGAAUUUGCACGCUCAGUUCCUACACGAUAUGAGCCACGGGCACAUCCCCAUGGUUGUGGUAAUUCCCACCCGAAAAUGCAAGCAGCGAUCAAGAGCUUGAUUUAAUCUUGU